Dunckerocampus dactyliophorus (ringed pipefish) is the source of this 3016-nucleotide messenger RNA. RefSeq names its product neuraminidase 1 (gene neu1). Bases 108 to 1319 code for a protein of 403 amino acids. Gene Ontology annotation, cellular component: cytoplasm; membrane; lysosome. The transcript has 7 exons. The record is from RefSeq and is a predicted model, not a curated record. Gene Ontology annotation, biological process: ganglioside catabolic process; oligosaccharide catabolic process. Gene Ontology annotation, molecular function: exo-alpha-sialidase activity. NCBI's taxonomy places the organism in Eukaryota, Metazoa, Chordata, Actinopteri, Syngnathiformes, Syngnathidae.
ACCACCCACAUUAGUCACAUGAUACAAUACGUCCUGCUGACUCCGGAGUCGCUGUGUGGAACGGCUUUUCGCGAUGUUUAUAUCCACCUUGAAGUGCUACUCGUGACAUGUGUGUUAUUUUUUUAGCUAAAAUAGAAGCCAUGGCUCUCGUACGGGGCUCGAGCCUGAAAACAGGAAGUGCACUAGCGGCUCUGUGGCUGCUUUUCCCCGCUGUCAUCACCACCUCUGCUAAGAUUGAACCCCUGUUGUUUGAGGAGCAGUUGCUGUGGGUGAGUGGCAUGGAGGGGGAGGUGAACACCUACAGGAUCCCUCUGAUCACCUUCACCCCCAUGGGGAGCCUGCUGGCUUUUGCUGAGGCUAGGAAGUUCUCAGCCAGUGAUGAUGGAGCAAAGUUCAUCGCAAUGCGGCGAUCCACUGACAAAGGAUCCACGUGGUCCCCAACCUCCUACAUUGUCGACGAUGAACUGGAUCAGGACGGCCUGAACCUGGGCUCGGUGGUGGUGGACCAGGAAGUGGGCUCGGUCAUUCUGGUGUACACCGUUUGCUUCCACCUGCACAACUGUAAGCCUGCUAGCACCAUGAUGGUUGAAAGCAAGGAUGAUGGCCUAAGCUGGACCUCACCCAAGAACCUUUCCAUCCAGCUGGGAGUCCAGAAUUUUGCUCCUGGACCAGGGUCCGGCCUCCAGAAGCGAUACGAACCACACCAAGGAAGAUUGGUGGUAUGCGGGCAUGGAACAUCGGAAGGGGAUGGCGUUUUCUGCAUUCUAAGUGAUGACCAUGGACACACAUGGUUUAAUGGUGCGGCGCUAAAAAGCAUCCCUUACAACCAGAAGAAGAGGGCGCUGGACUUUAAUCCAGAUGAGUGCCAGCCAGUUGAAAUGAUGGACGGCAGCAUUGUCAUCAAUGUGCGAAACCAAAACAACUACCACUGCAGGUGUCGCGUGGUGGUGCGAAGCCAAGAUGGCGGGAUGUCCCUGCCAAUAGACGACCUGUACUUUGACUACGAGCUUGUGGAUCCUGCAAUAGCAGCCGGGGCCUUUCAGAAAGAGGGGGUGCUCUUUUUCACCAACCCAGCUAAUGAACAACAGAGAAUAAACCUUACCUUACGUUGGUCAGUGACUAAUGGCACAUCCUGGGAGAAGAACGCUCUGCAGAUUUGGCACGGGCCAAGUGGUUACUCCUGCAUUACAUCACUGGAUAGUGGUUCUGCAGACGACAGGAGACACAUCUUUGUCGUCUAUGAGAAGGGCCUACACGACUACGACGAGACAAUCUCCUUUGCCAAGAUCCACCUGUACGGCGGCCGGGAAAGCACAUGAAUCAGAGGGUUUGAACAACAGGAGGAGAAGAAAAAGGAACGAGGUUUGUUCGCAGCCUUGAGUUUCUCAGGAAGAAACAAAAGAGACCUUUAAACGUUGUUAUGUAAAACAUGAAAAUGGGAAGAUGUGCACUGUGAUGGCUGUUGUUUCUUGUUCUACAAUAAUCACCGAUUUAUUGUUGGCAUUUUUAUGAGACGUCGCAAAGACAGUUUUUCUUAAAGCAAAACAAAUGUGUAAGGUUACUGUACACAUUUCUGGACAUAAUGUUUCAUUUAUGUUGGGAACAUACUGUUUUAUACAAUAAUAAUGACACCCUAGAGCUGUGUAGAGCUGUGUUUGCGCUUUAGUAGAAUUCAGGGUGUGGCGAUUUAAAGCAUCCUUGACAAGUUGAUCCACUUUAUGUCAAAAGAAGUUGACUUGGCACUGGUGUCUUACAGCAUGUGUACGCGCUAGUGUUUGGACUUUAUUUUGCCUGAAAAUCUGCAAGGGUUCCAUAAAUUUAAGCUUAUUUUGAAAAUGGAAUGUGAUAUUGAUUGCCUUUUCAUGACUGUGCUUUUGGAAACUCUUCUUGAAUGGUAGGUUUCCUUUAAAACCACAGCUAUAAUUUUAAAUGUUCGUGUGUGUUAGUGACCUGGAAGCCACUCCCACUUAUGAUGCAAUCUGCAUGUGUAUGUUUGUGUGUGUGGGGAAGUGUUUUCAUAUUUUAUGUUCAGUCUGAUUCUUCUCAGAAAUGUACUGGUGUACACGUGGACUCCUUUUUAACACCUCUCUGAUCAACGGUUUAUAAUAAACGGCUGUUGCCAUCAUUUCUUGCUUUGUUUUCGUCAUUGUGACUUGUUUUUUUGCUAGUUAUUUUGAAGAAAUAUGUCAAAAAUGUCUUCUGUUAUCAAAUUCAAUAAAAUUUUGACAUUAAGCUAAACUCUGUCACAAGACGGGGUGUUAGAGGGCUGUCCAAAGUGUGGCCACGGAGCCAUUUUUGGCCCGCAGCUUGUUUUUUAUUGGACAUCUGUGUAUUAAAAAAAGCAAUUCAUUAAUAUUGACAUAUUAUUAGAUAUUACACUAAUUUACGUUGUCACACAAGCUAAGAUGUCAAUGAUUUUGUUGUUCAGAUCGCCUAGCAUGUAUUGGAUUGUAUUGGUUUUAACGACUUUAAUGUGCAAAAUGUAUCAAAGUGGACUCCCCUCAUUUUUCUGUAUGUACCCCUCAGUGAGUGGAAAAUGUUUUACACAUUAAAGAUGCUAAAAUCAAUUCAGUGUAGGUUAAUCUAUACCACUGGAGGUAGAGUCUGGGUGAGGCUGGGCCGCAUCAAGUAUUGGGAGUGAUGCCGGCUCCCAGCAUGCUUUGCGGUACUUGUUUUGUGAAAAGUUGCCAAAGUUACAUGGUUCGAGUUAACGUAGUUAUUUAUUAUUCCUCAAGUAUGUUUACUUACUUGGUGCUGCUGAACUUGCCCAGGCUUUGCGGGCCGCACUUACACUAAUACUUGAUGUCAAGCAGGGGGCCACAAAACAUGUCCCGGCCGUGAGUUUGAGACCCCUGAUCUAUGCUAAGUUAUCUGACGUCUUAGCUUUGCAUUAUAGGUAAGAAAGAAAAUUAUUGUAAUGUAUAAAAUACAUUUAAUUAAUAAUGCAUUUAUUUUAGUUUUAGAAUAUGAUGAGGACCAAUAAAAAACAAGCUGCGGCCCCCGGGCUGCAGUUGAA